Myotis myotis is the source of this 843-nucleotide messenger RNA. RefSeq lists its product as uncharacterized. Bases 9 to 815 code for a protein of 268 amino acids. The record is from RefSeq and is a predicted model, not a curated record. Lineage: Eukaryota; Metazoa; Chordata; Mammalia; Chiroptera; Vespertilionidae. The transcript is spliced from 3 exons.
UCUAGGAUAUGCACCCCGGAAAGGGCAGGGUAGGGGUGAGGUGGAACCUCAGGGCGCUCCACAGUAGGGACGUCCGUUGGGAGCACCGGGCCAAACCCGGCGCCAUAGUGUUAACUUUCAGUUGUUUCCAGCGCCUUCUCCCAUUUACUCUGGCUGCACGGCUCACAGUGGGCGGGCUGCGGGGCAGAUUUCCGAGAAUGUUGCGUAGGAGUGGAGAGGCCUGGAUUUCGCCUCACGGUCAGCGAUGGUGUCUUAUACGAGGAGAGAGGAGCAGAAAACUGUGCUUGCCAGAGGGAAUUCAGCCCGCAAGGUCAAUGACGAUCGUGGGUGCGUGGGGACUGGUGAAAUGGUUCCACUCCCCACUAGAAGUCGCCAAGAACUUGACUUCUCAGAGACGACAGCCCAAGGGCGCUUCCCACAUCUGUUGCUGCGACUGUGGGGAAGACGGAAGAGGGACGGAGUGUUUCCCUGGACCGCAGGGACUUGCCCCGCCAGCGACCCGGAACCUUCGGGACCCGCGGGCCAAGAAAAAACCUUUCCCUUGCUUUCCUGCCGGGGCUGCAGAAGCCGGGCGAAUUCAGCAGGAGGUAGGGCUCCAGGCGCCAGGACCUCGGCUAAGGGCGCAGUGGCCACCCAGAGAGGGCGCGGACUCCCACGGGCUCCUGUGGUUCCCGCCCACUCUCCAGCGAGCGCUUUUGUUCCCUGAGCGUGCCCUCGGGAUAGACAACCCUUACCCCAGCCAUCGACGACGGAGAGCCCAGUGCCUGACCCGGCAGCCUGAAGCCCGAGUUGCUCCUGGCAAGGUCCGCCAAUAACGGGUAGGAGCCACGACUCCGGGUUCAG